AUGUGUUCGGCACUUUCCUCAUUCUGCCAGUACGUGCACUCAGCUGCCGCCAUGUACCGCUCAUUUGCUUCAAACUUUGUUCGACCUAACCUGCCUCUGAGGAAGCCAUUGUCGAGCCCUUUCGCUCCUGUCGGCCCGAGGCCUACACCUCCGACCAGAUCUCAGGCUCCCACCAUGCCCGAUGCAACACAUGUGCAGCCACUGUUAGGCGUCGUUGAGACGAUGUUAGGAUCCAUGCCACCAGCACUGGUGGUAUACUUCUGCAACUUCUGUGGUCAGAAAGGACAUUUUCGAUGUAAGCGCUGCAAGAAGACGCCCUACUGCUCUGUGACGUGUCAGACAGAAGAUUGGAAGGCACACAGACACAUGUGCAAGUCCAUCGAUCCAGAACCUGCAAAAGAGAAAACUCAGGAAACUGAAGCUUUGCCAGUGACGGGAGACCAAGCUAGCAUGCUUGAGUCUAAGCAAUGUGAUGCAUCCAGCCUCGAGAGGGUCUAUUUUAAGGACUUGCAUAUGACAAAAAGUAUUAAGGGAACAGACAUCCAGGCAUCUGUUGUAGAGUUCUACAGCCCUGGCAAGUUCUUCAUCCUUGCCCAAAGUCCUGAGCUGCUGGUCGCUCUUCAAAGCAUAAGCAGAGAACUUCAGAAAACGUACAGCUGCCCAUCAGUGACAACAUACGUACCCCACGUUGGAGAGGUCUGCGGGGUUAAAUUCUCUUUUGACAUGAACUGGUACCGAGGCCUUGUCCAGACUUUGGCUGCUGACCAGAAGACAGCUAAAAUCCUUUACAUUGACUUCGGCAAUGAAGAGAAUGUCCCUGUGGACAGGAUCAAGCCUCUUGCAGCUAAUAUUCCGCCAUUUUGUCCAUGUGCAAUGGAGUGCCGUAUUACAGGGGUGGUUCCUGUGACUGACAGCUGGUCAGCCGAGUGCUGUUUGUCAGUGAAACGGCUCUUGGCCGGCAAGACUGUGACUGUUAAGCUCGAGGAAACGCUAGAAAAUGGUCGCAUUCAUGCUGUGGAUAUCUUGCUUUCCAUGGGAAAGAAGUUGAGCACAUUCCUCCUGGAGCAUGGAUAUGCAGCAGAGGAAACAGUCAGCGAAACACCAACUUCCAAGAAAUAAGUAAAUGCCAUGGUGAGUGCAUCCUUGGAGAACUUCAGGCGUUGCUCUGAUGGAAAGGAUGACAACACCUGGGCUCAGCCCCCGGAGCCCCUCACACAGGCGGUGGGCGACUCCUUCUCUGUUGUGGUCACCCACCUCCAGUCACCCGAUGACAUCAUCGUACAGAAGGUGGAGAACGCUGGAGUCAUUCAGGACUUGCAGCUGAAGCUGAGGGAGCACGGCAGCCGGACACCGACCCCCCAGAACUUCAGACCAGCCCCCGGCACAGUUUGCUGUGCUCAGUUCUCAGAGGACAAGCAGUGGUACAGGGCCAAAAUUCUGGCCUAUUCAUCAGAGGAGCGUGUCUGUGUGGGCUACCUAGAUUUUGGCAACUCUGAGGAGGUGGAUUUAGGCCACCUGCGGCCUAUCAGCUCCUCACUGCUGGCCCUGCCCAUGCAGGCUGUGCCGUGUGGUCUAGCAGGGGUGCAGCCUGUGGGGGAGGUCUGGUCUGAGGAGUGCCUGCUGGCUCUGCAGCGGAGGGUAUCCAAUCGAAUACUGCGCAUGGAAAUCCAGAGAGCACACGAGAGCAAAGCUUUGGUGGCCAUGAUUGAUGAGGCCAGUGAUCCUCAGGCCAAUGUCGCCGAGCUGCUGAUGGCGGCAGGCUUCGCUGUACCUGCUCCUCUUCCUCCAACCGGCAGUGAGCAGCAGGCUGAGCAGACACCUGCUGCUGCAGAACCACACGUGCCCCCCCCAGCCUGUGAGCCUCUGGUGUGGUCGUGUGCUGAGCUUCCCAGUGACGGCCAGACAGUGGCGCUGCUGGCCAGCGUGGUGGAGAACCCUCUAGAGUUUUACUGCCGCAUCAACAAUCCCACAGACCAUCAGCGACUGAUAGAGCUGGGCGGUGAGUUGAAAAAGCAUUGUGAGGCACACGCCUCCCCUUUUGAGCCCAAAGUGGGGGAGCCCUGCUGUGCCAUGUUUCCUGGUGAUGGAGAGUGGUAUCGGGCUUUGGUCAAUGAGCUGGCUGAAGAAGUGUCUGUAAACUUUGUGGACUAUGGUUAUACCAUGAAAGUGGAAAAGAACCACAUUCGAUCCAUUACACCUGGACUCCUGACUCUACCCUUCCAGGCAAUUCGCUGCUGGCUCACAGGUGUGCAGCCCCUGGGAUCUGAGUGGAGCAGUGAAGCACUGCUGUGGUUCCAGAAUCUGGUGGACGGCGAGCAGCUCUCUGCACGGGUCCUAUCUCUCACUGAACAAGGCUACGGUGUUGAGCUGGAAAGCAGAGGGCACAAUGUGGCCGCUGCUCUUAUCUCGGAGCAACUAGCCAUAGGUCCUGGAGGGAUUCCCAAAGAGACAACCUCAGACUCUGGACACCAAGAGAAAACACAGGAACAUAAAGAGACCCAAAUAAUUGUGCAAGCCUCCACACCGACAGGAGCCAAAGAGAUACCAACUGAAGGGCCAACUGCAAUGCCGUCAGAAGUCCCAUCUUUCCCAGUGGACUGGAAGACAGUGGAGCUGCCUCUUAAUGACACCUUUCAGCCCUGCUUUGCAGCAGUCACCAGUCCUUCCCUCUUCUACGUGCUCGCCCCCAACCAGGUGGACCAGCAGAAGCUUCAGGAGGUGAUGAUGGAGCUGGCUGUGUACUGCAGCAACAUCCAGGCCUCCUUAUCCUCCACUGUCCUGAGCAGACCCACUGCUGGAGCUGCCUGCUGCGCCCAGUUCUCUGCUGACAAUAACUGGUACCGCGCGAUGGCCCUUGAUGUCGGAGAGAAGGAGAUGAGCGUCAUCUACGCAGAUUACGGUAACACUGAGAAGGUUCCUUUCUCCCGUGUCCUGCCCAUCCCAGCGCGCCUGCUGCAGCAGCUCCCCUUUCAGAUCACUCGCUGCACCCUCACUGGAAAGGAGCACUUCCCUGCUAAGUUUCCAGAGGAGUUGCAGCAGAUGUUUCACAGCCUGCUGCUGAGCGGCGUCCUCGCCACGGUCCAGUCGUUCGACGGCUCUGAUAACGUGCUCUCUCUCAGCCAGCCCCCGGAGACGGGCGGGGGGGACCUCACCGCCAUGCUGCUGGAGGCACUGCAGGCCCAGGCCAAGAGCCCCCCAUCUCCCACCCUGAAGGCUGACCACAGUGACGGGAGCACAUCUCCUGCCAACAGUACAGCUGCACCUGAAUGCCCCCUGCUCUCACCUAAACCUGAAGCCCAAAAGGCGACGGAAAACACACCAGCUACCCCCAGCCUGACCAUGACCCCAAAGGCGUCCCCCCAGACCCCCCAGCAGAACAAAAAUACUCCAGCAGUGUCAGUCAAUGAAGAUCCAGUUCAGAACAUUAUUGCGCAAAUGGAGGCUCCAUGCAAAACCUCAAAAACUAACGAUUCUCAGAUUCCUGGCUGCUGCUGUCUGAACCUGACGACUAAGAUUGACCACCUGGAAAAUUUGGUGCAGGUGCAGCUGUCUCUCAUCCGGCAGUUAGUGGGAAAGACAAAAUAAGAUGUACAGAAUUCCAUAAGUCUUUUAAGUCCAGUUCGCCAUAUUGUUAAAAUAAAUAAAUUAGUUAAAUGUUGAUGUGGCAACCAUCCAGCUCUUAAUUUAGCUUUUCAAAUUUAAUUUAAUUUCCAUAUCCAGUGUUUAAUGUUUCAACCUGUGGUUAUUUUAUGUUUUAAUAUUUUUGAAAGUUUUCAUAAAAAAAUGCUUUAUGCAUUUAUUACGUUUGUUAAAGUUGCCAGAAAAUCUGCAACGAAAGAUGUUACACCUCAAUUAGCUCAGCGUGUGUUUGUCUCCUGUAAGUGUGCUGUAGCACACGGUGCUGUCAUCUGUUCCUCUGUUCUGUCCUAAUCACCUGUUCAGGUGGGACUUCAGCCUGAUUGAUUUAUGUUUGACAUGUGUUUCAGUCUUUACAUAAAGGUUCUCUUGACAGUGAA
This is a messenger RNA of Gymnodraco acuticeps, 4016 nucleotides long. It is a transcript of the gene tdrd1, whose product is annotated as tudor domain containing 1. The record is from RefSeq and is a predicted model, not a curated record. Lineage: Eukaryota; Metazoa; Chordata; Actinopteri; Perciformes; Bathydraconidae.